Molecule: messenger RNA, 2067 nt
Organism: Chaetomium fimeti
Lineage: Eukaryota; Fungi; Ascomycota; Sordariomycetes; Sordariales; Chaetomiaceae
Product: peptidase M24, structural domain-containing protein
Exons: 6
Coding region: 1-2067 (688 amino acids)
Biological process (GO): proteolysis
Molecular function (GO): metalloaminopeptidase activity; manganese ion binding
Source: RefSeq, a predicted model, not a curated record
AUGGCCGCCGUCAACGAGCCAUGCGUCGGCUCCGGCGGCAGAGCGGCAGGCGUGUGCAUCUCCACCACCAGCUGCAAGUCCGCCGGGGGCGUGAGUAUCUCCGGCGCGUGCCCCGCCGACGCCUCCAACAUCAAGUGCUGCACCAAGGCAUCCUGCGCCAACGGUAGCGCCGGUAACUGCCGGUGGCAGAGCGACUGCGGCGGCAAGUCGGUCUCGAACAAGUGCCCCGGCCCGUCCCAGAUGAAGUGCUGCUCUUCGGGGACCACGGGUUUCGGCGGAUACAAGGCACCCGCCUUCCCUGCCGUCGGCGCCUGCAAGUCGGUCGCCGUCAGCGGCGCGAAGAAGGUUGUCGCUGCUUGGAAGGGCCGCGUGAGGCAGAUCUACUGCACCAGGGACUGUGCCUGCCCAGGAACGUCGGACCACUGCUGUGGCAAGGCCAUUGACUUCAUGUGCUCGGAUGGCGGCGGUGUGCCUACCUCCUCCGGCCGUCAGAUCGCCGAGUGGGUGAUGAACAACCGCAGCACGCUCAAGCUCAAGUAUGUUAUUUGGGGCCAGCGCAUCUGGAACCCCUCGGUCGACGGCGUCAAGCCCUGGACCAAGUGGCGUGCCAUGGAGGACAGAGGCGACAUCACCCAGAACCACUGGAUAUUUCGGUCUCCCAGACUCUUCUCUCCAAUACAGCGACGCGCCGUUAGCAGCUUCCGAACCAUGGACUACGACACCAUCUUGCAGGGUAAAUACCCCGCCAAACAACACGCGAAGCGCGUUGUCGACUACAUCCGCACCAAAGUGCCUGAUGCGACGGGUGUCCUCUACCUCGAGAGUCGCAUGACCAAGCUCCUCGAAGACAAUGACGAGCCCGAGCCAUUCCGCCAGCGUCGCUUCUUCUACUACUUGACCGGCUGCCCCCUCGCCGACUCGUUCGUGGUCCACGACAUGGACUCGGCCAAGACGAUACUCUUCAUCCCCCCCAUCAACCCCGAGAGCGUCAUCUGGUCUGGCCUGCCCGUAUCCGCCGAGGAGGCCCUGCAGAAAUACGACGUCGACGAGAUCAAGUACACGACUGACAUCAACGCCGAGCUAGCCCAUGCUGGCGCUCAAAAGAGCAAGUCGACUGUCUUCGCCAUCCCGGGCCAGGUCUCGGAGCACGUCACCUUCCUCGGAUUCGACAACAAGAACUUUGCCGUGCUGAAGGAGGCUAUCGAGGUCUCCCGGGUGGUCAAGGACGAGUUCGAGCUCGCCAUGAUGGCCAAGGCCAACGCUGUCAGCGCCGACGCCCACUUGGCCGUCAUGAAGAAGGUCAAGCACGCCAAAAACGAACGUGAACUCGAAGCCGAGUUCAUCGCCUCGUCCAUCGCCGCCGGCGCGCCCAACCAGUCGUACCACGGCAUCUUUGCCGCUGGCAGAGCCGCCGCCACGCUCCACUACGUGCACAACAACGCCCCUCUGGCUGGCAAGCUAAACCUGCUACUCGAUGGUGGCGCGGAGUGGGACUGCUACGCCUCGGAUAUCACCCGGACGUUCCCUAUCAACGGCAAGUUCACCAAGGAGAGCAGGGCGAUUUACGAUAUUGUGCUCAAGAUGCAGCUGGAAAGCAUUGCGGCACUAAAGGAAGACGUUUUGUGGGAUGACGUGCAUCUGCUGGCCCACAAGAUCGCCAUCGACGGGUUGCUGGAACUGGGCAUCCUGAAGGGCGACAAGGAGGAGAUCCUGGCCAGCCGGACGAGCGUAGCCUUCUUCCCCCAUGGUCUGGGACACUACCUCGGAAUGGACACCCACGACACCGGAGGUAACCCCAACUACGCCGACGAGGACACCCUGUUCCGGUACCUCCGCGUCAGGGGGAAGGUGCCGGUAGGCAGUGUGGUGACGGUUGAGCCGGGCAUUUACUUCUGCAGCUUCAUCAUCGAACCGUACCUGAAGAAUCCGAAGCAUUCCAAGUACAUUGACGCCGAGGUUCUCGAGAACAUUGAGGACAACCUCGUCAUUACCAAGGGUGGGGCUGAGAACCUGACCACUACCCUCAAAGAUCCGGAUGAGAUGGAGAGAAUCAUCUCCAGCAGCUAA